UUUCAAACUUGCGUUCGAAAACCGAUCAAAUAAUUUAUCGCGAUGCAAUGGCUGUGCAACGGAGCGUGAAACGCCGAAUUUCAGAGACACUUUGUACGACAGUGUUGCGUCGCGAUCGUUGACAUUCGGUCGAACUGAAAAUCGGUUUUCGAACGCAAGUUUGGAAAAUGCCGUUUCCCGGCGGGUGCGUGUGACGUGUUUUUGUAAACUGUUAGUGACACAGGUGUUUCUACAUAGUGCAAGGAACGAUGGUGAAUUUCACUUGAAAAAAAAAACCAGUGCAUGUUUGUUGUUUUUUCUGAAUUACACUCGAACAUUACAAAGUGAGCGAGGAUGCGAGGCGUGUGGUGGAGCGCGUUGGCGCUGCUGCUACUGGCAGUGGCCACGGACGCCAUCAGAGCUGCACAGGAAGAAGGCGCUUCACGUAUCAACAGACGACAUCCAAGUUCCAGUAGAAGUCCUACUAGUACAAACAAACCAGAAGAUGUACAAUCCACACCUAGGCCGAGAGCCUCAAGAAGAGGUGACCGACAUGAAGAAAUUUUACCGCGUGAUGUUUCCCGAACUAGACAAAGAAGUAAGUCGCCUGAAACCACUUCCUCAGUUGCACCAGACUUAUCUAUCAAUCAGUCUGAAAAAAGCGAGCGCUUCGAUUCAAGAAGAACAAACGUUCGAUCACGCAAUAAGCCGGUAAUAAAAGAACAAAAUUUUGAUGCUACAGUUAACAGGGAAACUUCAGUAAAAAGUAGAUCACGCCAGCUUACUAGGCAUUCUACUACAACAACCACGCCGACUCCUAUUCCUGAUACUUCGAAUGUUAAUCUUAGAUCUCAAAUGAAAGUGGCGGAUUCAACCACUGUUGAAUUAUCCAAAACUGUACAAAAAGAAACAACUGCACCUGGUAGCACUAGUAAAGAGUUUAGAAGAAGAAGUUCAAUAGCACAAGAAAUCGAAUUGGUUACUCCAACACCUGCACGAGCACGAGGUCGUAUUAACACACGAACUAACAUAAGAACACUCGAUUUGGAUGUUUCAGGCACCGCAAAUGCACUAACAACUGCUCCUAAAGAGCCAACUACAGCAAGGAGUAACGAUCUAAGAAAUUCUAGGAAAUUAAGAUACAGGACACGACCAUCAGAAACUGACACAAACUUAACAGGGGAAGGAAUUAUACUAAAUGAAGUAAAAUCUAGUCAAACUAGGGAAAACGUUACUAGUCAGCCCGAAUUAAAGUCGGUUGCUUCAUCAAGCACAACAACAGAAAAGAAUAUCAAGCUAAGUACUGAGAAGUUAACUACAAAAACAACUACUGGGAGGCCAACUAAAGUUGUCAAACGUCCGUUAUCCCGGGGAAAAGCAAAAGGAAUUGUAAAGGAGGCAAAAUCAAAAGUUUCGGAUGAAAUAGGUGAGGAUGAUAACUAUCCUCCAAACUUUAAAGCAUUGAUUCAAGCUAAGAAUGCAUCGACACAAGCGAGCUCUCCACCCAGCGAGAGUUUGUCAGUGAAAGCAUCACAAAAAGUAUUUAAAACCCAUCCUACUUCUUCACAAUUAAUUAUCACUGCUCCUGACACAGAAAAGCAUUCUCGGCUACGCAAUAAAAAAAAACUAGAAGACGAUAACGAGAUUAAAAGUGAUGAGACUACUCAAGUUGAAACGACACCACUGCCUGAUCAGCCUAAAGUAAAAUCUGCAGAAUAUAGACUACGAGGAUCUUACACACCAAGAAAUAAAAAGUCUAGCACUUUUGCAUCCUCUACCAGUUCUUCUAGAAGUUUUAAUCCAGUACCACAGAGUAGUUACAAAUUUACCAGAAAGUUUAAGCCUUCGUCUACUGAAGUUCCAAAGACCGAAGUUUCAUCUAAAAGUAAUCGUUCUGAAAAUAACUCGGCUAAGAAAUCCGUUGCGCGGUCUUCAUUUUUUCCUAGGAGAAAUAUAACGAGAAAUUUUAACGUUAGCACAGAAGCUCCUAAGCCCAGUGACCCCAUUAAAAACAUUAAUGACAAAUCGGCUAAUAUUUUUAAGGCUAAGCAAACAUUGCCCAGAACUUCUUAUUAUUCUAGAUUAAGAAGUACCAGUUCGACGUUGUCAACAAUAUCGAAUAUACAAGAAGUAACAGAAGCUAUAACAGUAGCAGAGAAAUCAGAAAAUACUGCAGAUACACCUUUAAUUUUUACAAACUCGAAUAACCCAACAAAAUCUUCUAAAGAUGAAGAUAGAGUUACCAAUGAAAGUCAAAAAUUUAUAAUUACUGUUAAUAGCAAAGAAUCAUCAGAAAAUAGCACUGAUAAUGAAAUUGUUAGUAAGAUGGAGGAAAGUCAAAGUAAACCAAUUAUAAAUGUGAUUAGUACUACCCAAAAGUAUCACGCAACGUAUAAAGAGAAAAACAAUGACGUGGGUUUGGAGGAACAAGGAAAAAGCACAAUUACAAUUCCCCCUAUAAGAAAUAUACAAACGAGAAAAUAUAGCCGUAAACCGUAUAAAAAUGUGCACACGACCCCAAGAUCCAAAGAACGCAAUUUAAAAAAAUAUAGCGAUACCUUCUCAAAAACGACUGAGGCUUCAUCGAAUGGCAUAUACGCAGAACCUGAAAAAAAUAAAAACAAAUUUAGCUCUAAAUAUCGUGCCUCAUAUCUUGAUAAACCGUUUUACAAACCUACCGUACCCUCAAUCACAUCAUCUACUGCAUGGCUGAAAUUCUUCGUGACAGACCAUCUUUUGACAAAGUCUGUCGAGGAGCCAAACUGGUUUGAAGAAGAUUUUUUGGAUGUUACGACUGAACAGAUGCCGAGACCAAAUGAUACAUCUCCGAUUUGCGUGCAUGAACCCGCCUUAGUACCGGUAGAGGGCGAAGAAUCACAAUUAGGGCCAGACAUGAACGUAAUUUCUUUCACUAAGACUGCAAGGCCACCUAUGUCAGCUGACCUUAGACUUUCUGAGAACAUGGAAAAACCAUUACAAGUCAUGAAUGUUGAGGCAUCGAAUCAUUCACCUUCAGUUACUGUAUCGAUUUUCGAUGCUCUAGCUGAAAUACUUACAUCCACACCUAAACCUCGUAUUUCCUCUACGACUACAACACCGAAAAAUCAAAACAUUAAUAAUGAUGUUAAAGUGACUCUCAACGGCGUGAGUAACAAUAUUAAUGUAAAUAAUGUCGAAGGCUUAAAAAGUCAAGACACUUCAACAGUUGUUAUAAACACCAUUGCUAAUUCUGUACAAAGUGAACAGACUACACCAAAUGUGUUUAACCGUGUGCCGGUUGCGGAUACUACUACACCAUCACAAAUUGAAGAUAAAAAAAUUGCUUUUGUGAAUACACCAACGACACUUCCCUUUCCUAUUCCUUUUUCCACUACACCUUUCACUUCAAGGAGACCAUUCGCUAUUAAAGUGCUGUAUGCAGAUACUGAACCAACUACCGACAGAACGACUGCCAUUGUUACUUCAACUCAGCCAUCAAUUGACCGCCCAACAACGGUAUAUAACAAAGUGUCUGAUCUUCUUUUAUCUAAUGAUAAGUUAGUUUCUUCUGGACUAACAAGCAUGCUAUCGGACAAUAUCAAAAAUAUUAUUCAGAAUAUGGACGAUGAUAGUAAAGCUAGACUUUCUGUGGAUAUGGUAAAGUUACUUGAUAAAAUUAUUCCAAAAUUAUCAAGCAGAAGUAGGAGCUUACAAGAUGAUAUAGACUCUAUUCCUAACACGACACCUUACAGUUUGGAGGAUAUUAAAGAUACUGAAAAUGUUCAAUUUGAUGUAAACGAUAGUUUAAACUUUGUUAACCAAAAUAACCUCCAAAAUGUAGGAAGUGAAAAUAUUGUAAAUAGCACAUUUGAACAAUCAGUAGCUGUUACAAGCGUAACAACUAUUGCUGUAAAUGGCUUUUCUUCACUCGAAAAUUCGGAUAUCAGAUUUCCUACUUCUGAAAAUCAGCCGAUUCCGACUGAACCAACACUAAAUGAUGAUAGAAUGCGUAGUUCAACUUUAUCUAGAACUUUUUUAACCUCCAGUACAUCAGGCUUAGAAGCUUUUAUUGCUGAUAGCAGUCCGAGUUUGAGUGUGAAUGAUGUUACUAACAAACCUGAUCCCGUACCGUUCCUAACAAAUUUUGAAUUAAAUGACUUUGAUUCCCAGAGGACCCUAGAUAAUUUUACACUAAAUACAAACAAUGCUUCCUCUAAGUCUUUGCAAUUAGAAGAAUUAGAAAAUAUUGAUAAUAUACAAGACCCAAGUCAAUUAUCGCGGCUUCAGUUAUGGAUAUUAUCGAAAAAAUCUCGUGUUUUAAAAAUGAUCGAAGACUUAAUACGGAACCAUAAUGAUGAAAUUGCAAAUGCCUCAUUGACAGAACUAAUAAGUGACUCGAAUCAAAAUAAAAUAUCUCUGUCUAAUCGUUUGACUGAAAUUGCAAAUACUAUGAGACCAGAUACUACAACAAUCAUUUCUGACAGUAAUACUGUUACAACUACAACGAUGACUACGACUUCUUCCUUAAACUCAUCCCCAAUUUCCUUUCAAAAUACUGUAUCUACAACUGCACCAACAUCUGAGGCAAAUCUUGUAAUAACAACGACGUCAGUUCCAACUACAACUGCUUCAUCUAGUUUUAUACAAAAUGAAACAACAGCUUCACAAAACGCUGCUGAAACAGCUGAUGCUAUUUCUACUACCACUCCUAUGGCUAUUGCUGAAUCAACUACAGUUCAAAGUAGCCUUAAGAAUUUAAAUAUAGUAGAAACAACAACAGAUGCUGAAACAAUGCAAACAACUGCACUGAGUAUUCCAGAAACAACUACAUCUGAAGCCACAACAGAGCCAAGUGUAACAGACAGUUUAGAAACAACAACCACAACAGGUAUAGAAACUACUACAAACGCACUUCCAAAUAUGACAAACUCAACCGAUGUUAAUAAAGUAAGCAAUCAACUCAACGUCGCAACUUCAUCAUCUAUUCCGAAAAAAGAUUAUGUCAUUUUUGGAAUACUACCUAAUAAUACAGUGGUACGUAAAGAUCCUAACGACGAUGCACUGGAAACAUUAACAGAAGCGAGUCCAUAUAUCAUUUACGGCGUACUACCAAAUAACACAGUAAUACGCAAAUUCCCUAAUGGAACUAGAGUACCACGAAUCAUGCAAAAAAUUGACAUACUACCAAUCAGUCCAUGGAGUUUAAGAAAUCCAUACAGCCCCAUCCAUAACAUUCCGGCCAUUGUCAGACCGCGGUCUAACCUUAUCCGAGUUUCCACUAAUACUGUGACUUCCACAGACACCUCAAAUAACGGAACGGAAAAUAAAUUAACCACCGACACUGUAAAUAACCUACAAAAUACGAUUUCUUCAUCGGCACUUAAUAUAAAAGAUAGCAGUUCAUUGGGUUUAACUACUCCCACAAAUACGCCGCCUGCUGAAAUAAGCACUGCCUCGCAUGUUUUAAGUUUACGCACAACUACAAUGCUACCUUCUGUCGAUGAGAUUCUGCUUAAUAGCAUAUCUUCGGCCACUAAAGAGGAGAUGGUCAUAUCCUCAAUGACAAGUUCUACUCGCGAACCAAGAAUAUUAACACUGGAUAUCGAUCCGGAGACAAAACAAAUUCGUACUGAGAAGCCAGAUGGCGAAAAUGGAAAUGCAGUGUUUAAAUUUAUACCUAUAGAUGAAGUUACUGUACCUACUCAAGAAUCAAAUGUAUUGAAAUUAGCUUCUACAAAAAUGCCUAAAGUAACUACAUCUGAUAUGCAAACGAGUACAACAACAUUUGCUACUGAAUCAAAUACACCAACAUUGCAAAAGCAAAAUUAUGUAAAUAGUAAUGAUUUUACGGCAAUGACACAAAAUUCACAAGCAGUUCAGACCACUACAAUAAAUGCUGAAACUUCUAUUGCUGCUGCAAAUACGGUAACACCAACUACUAUCACUACAACGUUAGCGCCGGAUACAACAGAAAUAAUAGUAGCUUCAAUAUCAACAACUGAAAGUUCCCUAACAACAUCAUUUUCAUGGCUACCAAUAACAACCGUUGUACCAACACUGACUACACCUGUAUUAACCACUGUGAUGCCGACAACAGAUGGAUCACUAAGUACCACGGUACAGACUACAGCAAGUGUUUCACAAUCUGCGAAUCAAAGAGACGCAGAACUAUUACAAUCUAUACUAGAACAGCUUGAUCGCAGACCAAAAAAAAUAAACAGCUUUGGUGAGACAAAUCAAGCUCAAGAUAAUCAACUAAGAGAUAAUACAAAACUAUUACAAGCCAUUUUGUCAGGUACAGGAAAUACUAAAAGCAAGCAAAUACAGAGUACAACACGAUCUAUCGAAGAUGAUAUUAGGCAAUUCGAAGAGGACACGAGAUUAUUAAAAGCUCUUUUGAUAGCUACGGGUCGUAAUCCUGCUGACCUCAAUUUGCCAACUUUGAACAAUAUAAGGACCAGUACAACACCUAUUACAACAGCACAACCAUUAAUCACUACAACAAUACCACCACCGACAACAACAUCAACAACGACUACCACUUCUACUACUACAAUGGCACCAACAACUACGACUACUACUACAACAAUGGCUCCUACAACAACAACAACUACUACUACCACAACAAUAGCUCCUACAACAACAACGCCUACUAGCACAACAAUGGCUCCUGCAACAGCUCCACCGACAACUGAAAACCCAUUUACAUUAAACGACGAUCUUAGGAGAUUACAGGAAGAUACAAAACUCUUGCAAGCUUUAUUACAAGCUACCAAAAAACAGAAUACUGGUAAUUUACCAGUAAUAUCGGGAAUCACUUCGAAUGUUAGAAUAGCAUCAAAUCCUUUAACUACGUCUUUAGGAUCAAAUCCAACAACUCCUGUUAAUGUCCGUCCUAUAUAUACUACUCGUCCUUUGCCAGAAUUGACAAAUAGGCUCAAUCCUGGAACUAUCACCGUUUCUACGUUACAGCCUCAACAGUCAAGUACAGAAGAAAUUGGAAUAUCUACCACAUUUCGACCCUUUAACGAAAGAGCGACUACAACUAUACGUAGUGUAGGUAACUUAGGCAGUACUCCACGACGCGUCCAGCCGGCAGGAUUUACUAUGACUACUGAGAUACCAAGUACGUCUACGUUUUCCGAUGAAGAAGAUUUGCUUUUCUUACAAAAUUUGAAAUCUGUGUUAAGCUCACAAAACGGCGACGUAGACCCAGAAACAGCGCUCGCUAAUAGAGUCAUUGCGCUUGCUGUCGAAAGAAGUUUAAAUGAUAUACAGGGUGGAACAACAGCUACUUCUACAACUAGCAGACUGACUACGACUAGACCAACAACUACGAGACCUACAACAACGAGAAGAACGACAACUACCCAACGAACGACUACGACUCCACAAAUACCGCCUUCAUUACAAGCGGAUAUCAAACAAUUCGAAGAGGACACUAAACUAUUGCAGGCAUUAUUGAAGGCAACCGGACAGGAUCCAACCAAAUUUAAUAUACCGACCCUUCCAAAUACUAAUAAGGUGGCAAAUGGAAGACCUUCAGAUAAUGCAAUUAUCACGACAACCAAUAAGCCGUAUGGGGCGAAAAUAGCUGUUAAGGAUGAUCUCAGGAAUGAACAAGAUGAUGCUAAGUUACUACAGACAUUGAUUAAACUCCAAGACGCGCAAGAAACUACUACACAAAAAGGAAAAAUUGCUCUCACUGGUCAAACAAGCGAUGAAGCGUUAAAUAAAUUAAUAAAUGCUCAACCCGCUGGAAUGGUGCCCGAAGCAACAAAAUCAUCAAUUUCGUUGAGUACUGAGUACGGAAAUAGCAAUGAUGCUCUGCUGGCGGCACUGUUGAAAGAGCAAGGAUUUGGACCAACAACGGCAAGUUCUUUGGAUGAACAACUUCGACUCUCUGCUUUACUCAACCAAGUGGUAGUUACGCCGAAGACUAGGCGAACGACGACACCACCGCCACCACCAGCACCGAGGCGGCCAAUAUUAGAUGGCCUCGCGUGGCUAUGGCAGCAAUGGAGAGAGACAGCUCCUGGAUCUGGAGAGCCAAGACCUAGCAGAAGGCCAGCAUCUUCAGCCAGACCUUCAGUGACACCUUCCGAAGCGACAAGCUCUAGAGUCAACUGGUUUGGCUCUGGGCCUUUCGUUGGCAAUGCCGACGAAAGGCCGUCGUCAAAUAGAAUACCUUUGGAGCCUCCUAGUGCAGUGACUUCGGAACAGGGACCCGGUAGAGGUCAACUCGUGUCGGCAGCUAUUAAUGUGACGAGAGCUUUCUCACAGUUCCUAGGAGCUGCUAUACAGGGUGCUGCACAGACUGUGCAGAGCGUCAUCCGAGCUGGUCAGAGAGCGGCGACGGAUGCUUACACCAAUGGUUCUGGUUAAGACUGAGGACUGAAUGUUGGACGGAACUGCCAUGGACUUGAAACUUUUCCGAAAGUGUCAUAGUACGCACUAUGUGUUGGAGUGCUCAAUGUUGUAAAUAUUCGCUUUAAUUUAGGAGCCUCGAGUAUAAUUUAGGUAUGAAGCAAUAUUGGUUGUUAGCACCUUUGGUUAGUGGCUGAAGUAAUGGCCUGUGUGAGAUUUGUUCUGGGUAGUCAUUAGUUAGAAAUAAAUCAAACCAUAUUAUCGUAAAAUGUGUUAGGUAAUGGUUAUUAGAUUGUAUAAACCAAGUUAGUUUUGAGCUUUAUCUGAAGUAACUUUUAUUCUAUGAGAGCUUAAGGUCAUGAGUGGUGGACUCUUCAGUAGUCAACUUAAAUAGAGCAAGUAGUUUUCAUUUGACAAAAUAAAAUAAAGAACAAGUUUAAAUUUAAAAUUUAAAAUUCUGACAAUCCCUCGACGCGCACGAAUUUACUUAAUUAACGACUCUUUAGUCGAAUUUAAAACUCGAACGAAAAAACGUCAUCCUUGAUUUUUGUUAUGCACAUUUUUUUUAAUACUUAUGAGAUUAUGAACUAUUAUAAAUAUCUUCGAUUUAUAAUAUCAGAAUACCUACUCGUUAUUUUUAAUGUUUGCGUAUUUGUAUACUCUACGCAAUAAACUAACAUUAAUCAUUCAAUAAAUUAUUGUAAUUUAUUAAUAAUUUAUUUUCCAAAAUCAGAAUAUCACUUGAUAAUAACAUAUUGUAAUCGUAAUUUAUAAGCUUUGUAUUAGAAUUUAAAUACACAAUGUAACUCUGUGUUAUAAGCUAAUUUAUAUAAUUUAUUUUUUGUUCUCGUAUUUUGUACCUUUUCUGACAGUUAUUGUUCUAUCACCAUUCUAUCAUUGUCAUCUCUGUUUUUAAAAUUAGUUUUCUGCUUAAAUUUUGGUUUAGGCAACUGUUAGAAAAAAUACACAAUGCGACAGCAGUACCUACAUACCUAAUUACUGUAAUUAUUUCUAAACCUUUCCAAUUUCAAGCAAAUACAUUUAGUUUGUAUAAAGUAUCUGAAAUGUCUACUCAUCACUAGAUUUUUGAUUAAGUCAAAUACUCUUUGUGGUUCCUUAAAUUUAAUUCCUUAUCUUGUCUUCUUAUUUGUUUGUAGAAGUAUUAUACUUAUUUUUCAAAAGAUAAAGAUUCUCUUUAAAUCGCUUCAACUGAAUUUAUUCUUAUCAAUUAAUUUUAAGUUAUUUUAAUGAAAUAAUGUACAGACGCGUUAUAUCAUAAGUUUUCAAUUAAUUAAUUUAUUUUAAGUCUUAAACAUGUGCCAUUUAUGCACGUGCUUGGUUUAUUUCUCCAUUUUCCCUGCUCUUAUUUAUUUAGUCAUACAUUUUGUUUAAAUUUUGUAAAAUUGUUUACAUACGCAGAGCUUUUGUAUUUAUGCCGACAUUUUGUUGGGCAUUUAACGUGCAGCGAUUUUGGUUAACAGAACGUUAUAACGACAUACAAGUAGUAUGUUAACACAUUCUUAAGGCUAAAUUAUACAAAGAGAGUUUCUGAAAUGCCACUGACAAUAUCAUGCAGGGUAAUAUACGUUAGGUUAUAUGUAAACAAAGUAGAGAGAAUAAUCUCGAAACUAUAAUUUCAAACGAAUUUGAAGAAACUCUCAUUGAUUACAUUUCAGCACUUAAUUGUUUUAUUUUGCGUAAUCAUUUACAUUACAAAAUCCAACCUAGGCGUAGCGACAAUUAGGGAAACCAAUUAUAUCUCUUUAAUUAUGGUCCAAGUUGGGACGCGCUUUCUAAGUGUUAGUCUAUAUUCUUGCCAGAGUCAUUUGGAAAAUGGUUGCGGGAAGGUUCAACUCUUUGCGUCGGCUUAAAUAUUUGUCUUCUGCUUAAGCUUACUCAGUGGUCAGCCACGGAUCUAGGUUCAAUUUUGAUAAACCGGGCAGGAAAUAAAUUAUGGCAACCAAUCGCAGAGUAUAAUUUUGUUUAAAAACUCAUUAUGUAGAGAACUAUUUUGUGAUAGAAAAAACAAGUAUCCUUUAAUUUAGCAUUGUUUAUUACCGAUUAUUAUUAAAGGAAAUUAGUCAAUAACAUUUUUUAAUUUUAUGAUUUGGGCGCAGGGCGCCCACUAGUACCCUCUGCUCCGAUUUGAAAGAUACGGGCUGAAACAAAAUGAAUAUUAUAGGUUAAUAAUAAAAUAAAACGUGCUAGUCUCCUGUAAGUCCCAACGCAAAAUUAGGGAAUAGAGGUUCAUGUUUUAUUUACACGUCGAAUAAACCAAACUAUCUGCUUAAAAAAUAGGCUACAAUAUAAAAUUACAUAGGUUAAGGUGAUACUAUUAAUGUAUAUAAUAUUAGUCGAUAAUGUAAAAAGUUAUAAUAAAUUAAUUUAUAUUUAAUAA
Bicyclus anynana (squinting bush brown) is the source of this 10723-nucleotide messenger RNA. Its product is annotated as mucin-17. The record is from RefSeq and is a predicted model, not a curated record. The transcript has 16 exons. NCBI's taxonomy places the organism in Eukaryota, Metazoa, Arthropoda, Insecta, Lepidoptera, Nymphalidae. Bases 334 to 8343 code for a protein of 2669 amino acids.